Molecule: messenger RNA, 2137 nt
Organism: Fusarium graminearum PH-1
Lineage: Eukaryota; Fungi; Ascomycota; Sordariomycetes; Hypocreales; Nectriaceae
Product: ornithine decarboxylase
Exons: 2
Coding region: 559-1905 (448 amino acids)
Cellular component (GO): cytoplasm
Molecular function (GO): ornithine decarboxylase activity
Source: RefSeq, a predicted model, not a curated record
UUUCCACACCGUUACAACAGUACCAAACCCGUUGGUAUCAACAGCAAAACCCGUCCGUCUUCGUUUGAGCAACUCUCCCCCAGCUGCUCAACACCUCCACCACAACUCGACCCGCCUUUGGUCUUUAAAAGGCAACAUCUUCACUACGGCUCCUCCGGCCGUCAGCUUCGUCAGUGACAAAGAUUUCAGCCUCUGCAAGCCCUCCCACAUCAUCAACGCGAUCCCUCCUCCCACUGCUAUUGCUGCUCGACCAUAAGCUCCUCGAUCUCUCUGUCUUGCACGGUCCAAGACCCGACCAUCCUCCCCCGUCGUUCUUCGACACCCGUCAGCUGCCGCAUAGGAGGUACUUAGAGGUUCUUCCUCUCGCCGAGGAAGAGUCGAGGAGGCCUCGCCAAAUCACCGAGGGAUCAGUUCAUCGCCGUUCCCGACCACCCUAACACCAUCCGAUUUUUCGGUUACACUCCUACCACACUUGCACAUCAAGUCAAUCUGUCAGUCUCCGGACUCAAUCCCUCGUCAACAAACUCCCAAAACAAAACCCCCGCAACUGUUUGGGAUAUGGUUAUGGCAACGGCUGUCCUCGACACUUACAACCACAAUGUCAAUCAUCCUCAUAUCGCAUUAAAGAAACCCAUCAUCCGGGAUUCUAUUGAGCAACAUGACGUGAUUACCCCAAAGCAACUCAUCGGCCAGGCUCUCCACCAGCGUGUGGAGGCCAUUGAUCAUGAGAUGUGUGAGCCUGGCGACGAAGAUACCUUCUUCGUUGCCGACCUUGGCGAGGUCUACCGCCAGCAUCUCCGCUGGAAGAAGAAUCUCCCUCGAGUCCGGCCUUUCUAUGCCGUCAAGUGCAACCCCGAUCCUCAGAUCAUCAAGCUUCUAUCUGAGCUCGGCACCGGCUUCGAUUGCGCCUCCAAGACCGAGAUUGAGCAGGUUCUGUCCGCAGGCCUCAGCCCCGACCGCAUCAUCUACGCCCAACCCUGUAAGACUAACUCGUACGUCCGAUACGUCAAGUCUGUGGGCGUCAAACAGAUGACUUUUGACAAUGCCGACGAGCUCUACAAGAUCGCCAAGCUCUACCCAGGAGCCGAGCUCUUCCUCCGCAUCAUGACCGACGACAGCGAGUCCCUGUGCCGCUUCAGCAUGAAGUUUGGUGCUGCCAUGGACACCACCGAGGGUCUCCUCGCCCUGGCCAAGGACCUUGGUCUCAACGUUGUUGGCGUCAGCUUCCACGUUGGCUCUGGUGCGUCCGACCCUCUUGCCUUUUUCAAGGCCGUUCGCGACGCCCACACCGUUUUCCAGCAGGCACGCGAUUUUGGGUUUGCCAUGCGCACCCUCGACGUUGGUGGUGGCUUCUGUGGCGACACCUUCGAGGCUAUGGCCAACGUCCUCCGUGGCGCUCUCGACGAAUUCUUCCCGCCUCACAGUGGCGUCGAGAUCAUUGCCGAGCCCGGUCGCUACUAUGUUGCUACGGCUUUCACCAUUGCCUGCAACAUCAUCGCUCGCCGCACCGUCGAGGACCCUACUCUCGAUGGCAAGGGCUACAUGCUCUACGUCAACGACGGUGUCUACGGAAACUUCUCAAACAUCAUGUUUGAUCACCAGCAGCCCACCGCCAAGAUCCUGCGCACCUCUGGCAAGACCCUCUUCGAGACCGCCGCCGCCGAACCCACUCCCGUGGGCGAGGGCUUCGAAUACUCCAUUUGGGGUCCUACCUGCGACGGUAUCGACCGCAUCACUGAUAGCACUCGUUUCGACCCCAUUCUCGACGUCGGCGACUGGCUUUACUUUGAGGAUAUGGGCGCAUACACCAAGUGCUCUGCCACUCAGUUCAACGGCUUCUCCAACGCUCACGACGUCAUUUACGUCUGCAGCGAGCCAGGUGCCAAGGCCCUUCUCGGACUAUGAUCUCUGCAAUGUCACAAACGUGCUAGACUAGAUCUUUCUUUCUGGCCAAACACUUUUUUUUCGUUUUCUCUUUGGAGAAUCUUUUUUUUUGAAAACUUGGUUUGAGAUCCAUCAAAAUCGAUGGCAACUACAGUAUGUCUGUCCACGUGAGAGCAUUAGAAAAAAGACAAGAAAAGACCUAGAUAGAGUCGUUAGACUGAUUUUCAAUACUAACAUAAUGUCCUUCUUGAAA